GACUCUGUUUGCGGUUAGAUGGAGAUACAGACAUGCUUGAAAUGGGUGAAAGUGCCUAUUAUUUUGCUGAAGAAUCACCUCAAGCUAACGCUAACGGAGUGAAUGUAGCCCCGAUGCGUGAUAACAUACUCAACGACGAUAAUAUUUAA
Molecule: messenger RNA, 149 nt
Organism: Racocetra persica
Lineage: Eukaryota; Fungi; Glomeromycota; Glomeromycetes; Diversisporales; Gigasporaceae
Source: the annotation of a GenBank genome assembly